Molecule: messenger RNA, 996 nt
Organism: Rubroshorea leprosula
Lineage: Eukaryota; Viridiplantae; Streptophyta; Magnoliopsida; Malvales; Dipterocarpaceae
Source: the annotation of a GenBank genome assembly
AUUCCAGGUUCUUUCUCAAGCAGCCCAAAAUCAUUGCCAGUGUUUCUUCCCAGUCUUUUUCCCCGUCUUCUUGCCCAUCUUAAUCCUCAUCCAACUAGAGAAGCAAACCAAAAACCCCUCAUCCUCCUGUUUCCCCAUCUUCUUUCUCCCUAAACCAAAAAUCCCUAAUUCUCAUUCCCCAUCUUGUUCAGUUCUCCCUCAUCUUAUUUAGUUCCUCAUCUUUCAUCGGUUCUUCCCCAUCUUCUUCGGUUCAUCCCUUUCUUCUUUCUCAACCUACCUGCAACACAAAAUUCUAAUUUCCCCCUAAUUUUCCUAAUCGAUUGCUACGAAGAAAGAGUCUAGAUCUACACAGCCACACCAUCAACGGAGUGUUCACCCAUUGCCAUCAGAGAUGAGCACGAAAAGCUUGAGGAUUUGGAUCUUGGGCAAUUCGGCCUACUUUUCUAUUUACAGAAUAGAAGAUGAAAUAGAAAACCCACCUCUUCAUUUUUUUUUUUUCUGUUUUAUUUGUUUUGGUAUGGAACUUGGAAUUAUGUAUUGGUGGAAAAUUUUUUGAAUGCAUUUUCUUGCUGCUUUGAUUGUUACAACUCUUUGCCUUUUUCACAAAUAAGGAUGGAAAUCACUGAUCUUUUCAAUCCUCAUCUAAGCGUGGGUUGUGAUAUUUCCAUGAUUUUCUUCUUAGACACAUGCAUUUGGGGUGUGGCAUUUGGAGGUGGUGGGGAGGGUGUUGAGAAAUUACAAUGAGAGAUGAGUGUUAAGUCCAAAGAUGUUGGGUAUUUGAUUUUCCUCCACUAGUGAUGGUGGCAUAGCGAAAUGUCAAGCUCAACCCAUACAACUGUCUAGAAUGUAGAACCAUUUUUUUUCAAUGCCACAUAGGUUUCUAUAAUGAUCUAAAUUAUAUAUUUUUUUUCUUGAUUAAGGUUACCUUAUUGCUUGAUUGGUUGUAGUAUUUAACUUUUAUGUUGCGAGGUUUCAGAAUCAAAGUCCUACUCCUCU